GACGGUACUGGCCACCUGCGCGCCCGGGCCUCGCGCCUUUGAACGGAGAGGAAGAAGGAGGAGGGAGGCUUCGGCGUGGAGCGACCGAGCGCGCGAGUGAGCAUGGCUAACCAGGACGGUAACAACGCGCCUGGGUCGGCUAGUGGACCUGGGCAACAGCAUCCUGCUUUCUCUAACCCUCCUCCCAUGGUACCGCCACCCUUUAUGCCACCUCCGGGGAUUCCUCCCUUCCCUCCGAUGGGCAUGCCACCGAUGGGACAACGGCCCCCCAAUAUGCCUCCCAUGCCACCUGGCAUGAUGCCUCCUAUGAUGCCACCCAUUGGAGGGCCCCCACCUAUGGGCCAGAUGCCUGGUAUGAUGCCGCCUAUGAUGAUGAUGCAGGGAAUGCCAAACAUUCCUCCCAUUGCAGCUGCGGGGUCUGUAACACCCACUGAUACAAGUACUGGACCGGGUGCUCCAGCUGGCCAGGCUGUGAACCCUGCAGUAGCUGCAAUACAGCAGUCUGCAUCUGCAGGAAACUCUCCAGCACAGCAAGAGACUCAAAAAAAGAAAUCAUUAUGGACAGAGCACAAGUCUCCAGAUGGACGGACCUAUUUCUACAACAGCGACACCAAACAGUCCACCUGGGAGAAGCCCCUAGAACUCAAAUCCCCUGGAGAGAUGCUGGUGGCCUCAUGUCCUUGGAAGGAAUAUAAGUCUGACACAGGCAAGCCUUACUUUUACAAUGCUCAGACGAAAGAAUCUCGCUGGACCAAACCCAAGGAACUUGAAGACCUGGAAAAUAUGAUAAAGGCCCAUGAAGAUUCUGGGGGGCAGAUGGAGCUGCCCGUUCCAGCGGCUGUCACGACUGUGCAGGCGGCCAGCGGCACACCCGGCUCCACGGGCACAAGCUCCCCUGUGGAGAAUGGUGCAUCCCCCUCCGCGGCCGGAACCACAUCUGCCCUGCCGUCCUCCGCAGAUGGCACGCCACAGCAAGAUGGUGUUUCUCUCGCUGCUGGCGUCGCAGUCACAGCCACUGCUUCUGCCAAUGCCGUUGCCAUGGGGAAUGCCACCACAACUGUUCCCCCUGUCAUGGGAACAGUUAUUGGAGCGCCGACUGGAAUGGUCGCCGUAAUGCCUGGUGAAGUCAUUCCAGGCGCAGAAGCUAUUGCCGAGCAAGUGAUUGGCAGUGUUGUGAAAGAGGAUGGCAAGAAGAAAAAGGAGAAGAAAGUCUACACCUGGAACACUAAAGAAGAGGCGAGGCAGGCCUUUAAGGAUCUUCUGAAAGACAAGAAAGUUCCUGCAAGUGCAUCAUGGGAGCAAGCCAUGAAAAUGAUCAUCAAUGAUCCCAGAUAUAGCGCCCUGCCUAAGCUGAGCGAGAAGAAGCAGGCAUACAACGCAUACAAGACCCAGCGAGACAAGGAGGAGAAAGAGGAAGCGCGGCUCAAGGCCAAGGAGGCCAAGGAUCGGUUGCAGCGUUUCCUUGAGACGCAUGAGAAGCUCAACUCGUAUGUGAAAUACAGGAAGGCAGAGCAGAUGUUCGGGAGCAUGGAGGUGUGGAACAAUGUACAGGAGCGGGAUCGCAACGAGAUUUAUGAGGAUGUGAUCUUCUUCCUGGCCAAGAAGGAGAAGGAGGAGGCCAAGCGUCUACGUAAGAGGAACAUCCAGGCACUCAAGAGCAUCCUUGACAGCAUGACAAGCGUCACAUUCCGCACCACCUGGUCCGAGGCGCAGCAGCACCUUAUGGACAACCCCACAUUCGCGGAGGACGAGGAGUUGCAAAAUAUGGACAAGGAAGAUGCACUGAUAUGCUUUGAGGAGCACAUCCGUGCACUGGAGAAAGAGGAAGAGGAGGAUAAAGAAAAAGGCCGACUGAGAGAGCGCCGCAUGCAGCGCAAAAACCGUGAACUGUUCCAGCUGUUUUUGGAUGAGUUGCACAACAAUGGGAAGCUGCACUCCAUGUCUACAUGGAUGGAUCUGUACCCGGCCGUCAGUGCAGACAUUCGCUUUUCCAGGAUGCUGGGGCAGCCAGGUUCUACACCACUGGAUUUGUUCAAAUUCUACGUGGAGGACCUCAAAGCUCGCUACCACGAGGAGAAGAAAAUAAUCAAGGAUGUGCUCAAGGACAAGAACUUCAUGGUUGAGGUGAAAACGACGUUUGAGGAGUUUGCGUCCCUCAUCAGCUCUGACAAGCGUGCUGUAACAUUGGACGCAGGAAACGUGAAGCUCGCGUUCAACAGUCUGAUUGAGAAAGCGGAGGCACGUGAGAAAGAACGCGAGAAGGAGGAGGCCCGCAAACAGAAAAGAAAGGAGGCUGCAUUCCGCAACAUGCUGAAGCAGGCGACCCCUCCUCUGGAACACGACUCCAAGUGGGAUGACGUGCGAGACCGCUUCGUCAAUGACUCAGCCUUUGACCAGAUCACUGUAGAGUCGGAGCGCAUCCGCCUCUUCAAGGAGUACGUGGGUGCCCUGGAGGUGGAGUGCCAACACUACCACCCCAAACACAGCCGAAAGCACUCAAAGAAAUCUAAGAAACAUCGGAAGCGCUCUCGUUCCCGCUCGGGAUCUGAGUCAGAAGAAGACGAUCAUCACCACCGCGUGAAAAAGAAGAAGCGAUCUCGUUCCAAGUCUGCAUCCGAGCGCUCAAGCAGCGCUGAAUCUGGUGAAUACCGCAGCUCAAAGAAAUCAAAGAAACAUAAGAAGAAGAACAAAAAGAGAAGACACAGAUCAAACUCGGUCGAGUCAGAGGAAGUGAGGGAAAAGGAGAGGGACCGGCGGGAUAAGGACAAGGACAAAGACAAGGAUAAGGAGAGGCAUCGUGAGAAGGAACGCACAGACUCGCACAAAUCCCCAAAGCGCUCUGGCAGCAAAAAGGACAAGACGGGGUGGGACACCUCGGAGAGUGAGCUGAGCGAGGGGGAGCUCGAGAAGCGGCGUAGGGUCCUGCUGCAGCAGCUCGCCGAUGAUGCGAGGCGCAAGCGCGACACCACGGGGACGGGGCGCGAUGCGUGAACAAUACAGCGACAACAGAUCAACAGCACCAGCGCCUACAACAACAUAGGCACCCCAAAUGGUCCUCCAGAAAAUGUUUUUGUGCAGAAACGCAGUUAUUUUUCUAAUUGGAACACCCGAGAUGUUCCAAGGGAAGCCGUGCAUUCUGAGAAAUGACUACUUGUAAACUGAGGUAGGUGUGGGCAAGUUUUUGCUUUGGAUCGUAGCUAUUGGUGCUCGGUUUUCCUGCUUCCACAUCCAUCAAGUUCACAGCCAACUUAAGUGAUGAUCCAAUGAUCAGAAAAAAGACAAUUGUUAUGCUUGGCAUUUGAAACCACAUUGGAUUAAUACAAAUAUGGGAGUAAUUUUCCUUUAUGUGAUGUGAAUAUGCAUUUGCCAGAUACAUGAAAGUAUGAUCUAUUCUAUUUUGUUACAAUGUCAUCUGGGCUAUGUGGAAGGUUUCUGCUCGGUUAAAAUCCCCUUUUAAAACUCGUGUUUAGUCGUGUAUGAGGAGUGCACGGAAAUAAACAUUUCUCAACCGGAAAAGUUGUGCUUCAUGAAAUAAUCUUGACGAUUUAGAGGUUUGCUUGUUAAAUAUUUCCUGCAGCUUUUAUCGUUCACCUAUUUGAAUUGUAUAUUGCGUUUGCGACCAAGGUGAACAUUAUCCUGUGUCACUGCUGUAUAUUUGGUACUUAUUAAAAGUUCCAAUGGAAAAGCAACAAAAAUAUGACCGAGAAGGUGGUGCGUCACCAAAUGACUUACCUUGAAUAGCACAUUUUUUUGUUGAGUACAAAAAUAUAUUUUCAUUAAUACAUUUCCCCCUUUUUGUAUCAUUGUAUCCUAUCAUUUAGCGGCCAUGUAAAAUACGCCCUUACAGGUGUUUUAAAUUAAUGUUUUUAUUUGCUUUAAGACCGAAAUUUUAAUUCUUUGUUUCACGAUUUACUGUUGUGUAAUGUUUAUUUUGCAACUUACAUUUUUGAUGACACCAAAAGGUGUUCGCAACUUGGCAUAUUUUGUUUUGAGAGGGAGGCAGCAGUCUUAUUUUUUUAGAAAAAUAUUUGUCAAACGUUGGUUCCAGUUGCGUUUAAGUUGACGUUUAGUUGAAAAAUAAACAUUUUCGAAAAAAUAUUUAAAA
Lethenteron reissneri (Far Eastern brook lamprey) is the source of this 4105-nucleotide messenger RNA. RefSeq names its product pre-mRNA-processing factor 40 homolog B-like. Gene Ontology annotation, molecular function: protein binding; RNA binding. Gene Ontology annotation, cellular component: U1 snRNP; U2-type prespliceosome. The record is from RefSeq and is a predicted model, not a curated record. Lineage: Eukaryota; Metazoa; Chordata; Hyperoartia; Petromyzontiformes; Petromyzontidae. Gene Ontology annotation, biological process: mRNA cis splicing, via spliceosome.